CUUCUUUCCAAUUCUCCUCUCAACAUGCCACGGACAUUGGAUGACCUUCCCCCUGAGCUUUUACACAUGAUACUAGCCCACUUAGGCUGUGAGCCCCACAAUACAGGCAUAAUAGAACCACCAGAUGCCCACUUUCGCUAUCGUCAACAGAAGCGCGACCAGCCAUCUUGGUACUCGUUAAAACUUCAGCCGCUUGUACGCCUUUGUUUGGUGUCUAAGCGCUUGUGUAGCGCCACUCAACCCAUUUUAUACCAGGAAUUUAUGCUUGGGUAUGGCGAUUCGUGGCUCUCCGAGAUUUAUACAUGGGACGGCCGACUCCUUUCGUUCGUGCGAACAGUGGCUCAGCGACGAGACUUGGCCAGCUUCGUGAAGAGGAUCCAUGUAGUGCCCUAUCUGCUCCAAGCCUCUCGCGAGGCGUUGCAGAGGAAGCGAAAAGAAUUGGAAACUUGGGGUCCGAGGCCAAACGAGAAAGACCUGAUGAUUCCCCUUGAAAUAGAGCAAGAUCUUGCCUUCUUCAGAGACAUCUAUGGUCUGCGAGAGCCAAUUUUAAGGCAGUCCAUAUUGGAAGAUGAGGCUGUCGACACUCUCCGCGAGAUUGGGGUUGCAUUAAACAUCAAAGGCCCAGGGCGGCUAUCAGCGAAACAUUUGAUUAUUCUUUUGCUUGCGGCGCUACCAAACCUGGAAUAUUGCAGCCUUUUCUUUGGUUCAGAUUUACAAAAGAUGGCUCUUUACUCUAAAAGCCUAUCGGCUGCCGGAAUCCCGCAGCUGCCCCUGAGAAUUAUAAAUCUUUCGGGCCAUUUUGAAAGCCGUUUCGAUCUUUCCAGCAAAGCACGAGAUCUCCUGAAAAUUUCUCCCUGUCUUGAGACGCUUAACCUGCAUAAGUGCUAUUGGACUCGCGAACGGGCCGCAUUUCCUUCUCUGCCGAGCCUUAAGCAUAUUCGAAUCACGUCUAGUCGUCUUAACGAGAAAGGUCUUGAAAACAUACUCAACUCUUGCCACGGUUUACGCAGCUUUACGUACGAGGCAGGCCGCCUUGUCAUUGAUGCAACAGGUCCAAGCUGGGACUGUAGUGAUCAUUUCGAGCUCCGCAAUGCUGCAGGAUAUCUCACCCGCCACUGCACGACACUCGAAUCAGUGCAUAUCGAUCUCCGACACCGGGGAGGCGAACCGGCCACCCCGAGCACAUUCAGCUUUUGCGAGCUUACUGCCCUGAAACACCUCUUCUUGAACCUGGACGAAUUCCACAGCCGGUUCUUCGACCACCGUUGCACGGACAAAUCCCAGCUCUUUAUCCACAUUCUCCCUGCCGGCUUAAACUCUCUACACCUUGCUGGAUAUAUUAAAGAGGACCUCCCGCGGCUGAAACGGGGCCUUCUUGGCCUUGGCCAGGCAGCUAUCAAGGGGCAAUUCCCAAACCUGACGGAGGUGAGAUGGGACGAAAAGGCCAAAAUGGACAUGGAAUGCGCUGAGAGAUCUCUCUUUGUCAACGCCGGGGUUGAGUUUUCAUACGACAGCUGGCCCGCAACCAGGACUUCCUCCCGAGAGGGCGUUUCUAUACCAUCGCCCAAUUUUCGGGAUCCAUAUUACUUCCCGUCGUCCUGCGACGAUCCGGACCUUUAAUGCCUGCAUCUCCAAAUAUGAUUCACGAGAAAAUUAGAUUUAUCAAAUACUACCACCUUACUCUUACAGAUGCUUGACUAAUUCAAGGCACAGCAGUCGCUACGCCUUUCUCGAGUCAGAGCUUCAAAAGCUUUGACAUGUUGAUCUACUGAAGGCCCCUAAUUUGUGGCAUCAAUAGACUGCAUUGGUGUAUACCACUGGACAGAACGCUUUACCGGUUGAUUCACUUUUUCCCGGCGACAGAAGUCAUGACCAGCCGUGGCAUGAGCAGAACACAUCUCUGCGUCUCUGUGUCCUUGAUCUCCAUUUUCAACAUCUUCCCCC
Aspergillus versicolor CBS 583.65 is the source of this 1944-nucleotide messenger RNA. RefSeq lists its product as uncharacterized. Lineage: Eukaryota; Fungi; Ascomycota; Eurotiomycetes; Eurotiales; Aspergillaceae. Bases 25 to 1620 code for a protein of 531 amino acids. The transcript has a single exon. The record is from RefSeq and is a predicted model, not a curated record.